Closterium sp. NIES-67 is the source of this 1030-nucleotide messenger RNA. The record is from the annotation of a GenBank genome assembly. Lineage: Eukaryota; Viridiplantae; Streptophyta; Zygnematophyceae; Desmidiales; Closteriaceae.
UAAUAUGGCGGAGGGGGAGGAGGAGGAGGAGGUGGAGGCUGAGAGUGCUAGUGCUGGAAGUGGGGAGGAUGCGGACCAUGGAGGGGCCAACCCAUGGGAGCUGAACCAUAAUGUGGUUGAUGGGGAGGAGGUGGAAGAGGGGGAAGAGGAAGAGGAGGAGGAGGAGGAGGAGGAGGAGGAGGAGGAGGAGGAGGAGGAGGAGGAGGAGGAGGAGGAGGAGGAGGAGGAGGAGGAGGAGGAGGAGGAGGAGGAGGAGGAGGAGGAGGAGGAGGAGGAGGAGGAGGAGGAGGAGGAGGAGGAGGAGGAGGAGGUGGAGGCUGAGAGUGCUAGUGAUGGAAGUGGGGAGGAUGCGGACCAUGGAGGGGCCAACCCAUGGGAGCUGAACCAUAAUGGGGUUGAUGGGGAGGAGGUGGAAGAGGGGGAAGAGGAAGAGGAGGAGGAGGAGGAGGAGGAGGAGGAGGAGGAGGAGGAGGAGGAGGAGGAGGAGGAGGAGGAGGAGGAGGAGGAGGAGAGGAGGAGGAGGAGGAGGAGGAGGAGGAGGAGGAGGAGGAGGAGGAGGAGGAGGAGGAGGAGGAGGACGAGGAGGACGAGGAGGACGAGGAGGAGGACGAGGAGGAGGACGAGGAGGAGGACGAGGAGGACGAGGAGGAGGACGAGGAGGACGAGGAGGACGAGGAGGAGGACGAGAAGGACGAGGAGGAGGAGGAGGAGGAGGAGGAGGAGGAGGAGGAGGAGGAGGAGGAGGAGGAGGAGGAGGAGGAGGAGGAGGAGGAGGAGGAGGAGGAGGAGGAGGAGGAGGAGGAGGAGGAGGAGGAGGAGGAGGAGGAGGAGGAGGAGGAGGAGGACGAGGAGGAGGAGGAGGAGGAGGAGGAGGAGGAGGAGGAGGAGGAGGAGGACGAGGAGGAGGAGGACGAGGAGGAAGUGGAGGAGGAGGAGGAGGAGUAGGAAAAGGGGAGGAAUUAGAGGGGAGCUACAAUUUUACCCGAGUUUUUAUGCCGUUUUGGCGUGAUUCCCAGUUUUUUUUUUUUUU